UCUGUGUUGAUGACUCGCAGUGGGCCCAAGGCAACACUCGUCUAUAAAUAUGAUGUCGCUGUCAACAUCUCCAACCCAACAACAACCCGUUGAAUUUCUCCUCCCACCUUCCUCCUCUGUCUCUCAAAAUCACUGGUUCCCAUCGCCAUGCGCAUCGCAACCGCCCUUCUGGCUCUCACCAGCCUCUCCGCCGCGCCUGUCCUAGCUAGCUCCAAGGCCGAGCAGUGCGCUGUCAUCCCGGAAGAUGUGAUCGUCAAGCCGCUCUGCGACCGCGAGCUCCAAGCCAGCUACCGAGAGUACCUGCGCGACGGGUUCCAAACGGAGCUCGACAAGGCCUGGGGCGAGGAACGCGACCUUCAGAGCGCGCCCUCCUUCUACGGCAUCCCCAUCCCCUCAUUCGCCACGUCGCUUUACGAGCGGCUGACACAGAGCCCCGAGCAGUACGAUGUGUGUCCCACCAUCGCGGACACGAUCGGUGGGUUGAAGUACCGAUACGAGCCAUCCAAAGAGUUCCCGUGUUGCAGGUCCUCCGUGAAGGGGGCGAUCGAGCGGGCCGUUGAACACUUUAUGGCCGACAACGAAGAGAGCUACAAUGAUUAUGCCGCCGGGUGGUUUGGACGAUUUGAUCCGGACGGGAGAAUGGAUGGGAUCUUGAGGGUGUGGAAGGUGGCGCCGUCUCGUGUUGACCUGUAGAUGGGGGAGGGGGGGGGACAGGUGAGGGAGGAUAGUGAUGUUUCACGCCGUACGGUUGGAUGAG
This is a messenger RNA of Aspergillus heteromorphus CBS 117.55, 757 nucleotides long. RefSeq lists its product as uncharacterized. Lineage: Eukaryota; Fungi; Ascomycota; Eurotiomycetes; Eurotiales; Aspergillaceae. The record is from RefSeq and is a predicted model, not a curated record. The coding region runs from base 148 to 693 and encodes 181 amino acids. The transcript has a single exon.